AUGAGCGACACUCCACCUGAAAUUCUUCAAGAAAUUUUUCAGAAACUUGUCGGGAGAACCGACGACCUUUACUCUUUGUUGUUUGUAAAUCGUCACUGGUGCGCAAACGUUAUUGUGACAUUAUGGCGAAAUCCAUUCUACCAAGCCAAAUAUCAAAGAAAGGUAAUUGAUACCUAUCUUUUGUGUUUGCCGAAGAAAUCGUUACGACGACUUGGUUUGGAGCAUAUCAUAAGAGAUCAAAAUCCGCUGUUUAAUUAUCCGGCGUAUUUGAAGUCAUUUUCGAUUAAGGAUAUUUUUUUCGCAGUCGAAGAUUGGCAUGUUUCUGCAUAUUCGAGAAUUUGGCAAAAAUCAGAUAAUGUACAAAGUACUCUGGAUCUUUGGGUUCAUGAAUAUCAAAUAGUGACAGAGAUAUGCAAUCUUAUAUCAAACGGAUCCACUGCACUUGAAUCUUUUUCAAUUGACACUCUAGAUUUAGAAAUCGCAGAAAUAAUAUCUGGAUAUGAUCUCGAGUUAUGGAAAGGGAUUGAAAAACGCCAUCACAUAACUUUCGAAUCAAUUUCAUUCAAUAAAAUCAUUUAUCCACGCGAAUCCGAUACCGAAAACUUGACCAUAAUACAAGACAUAAUCAUGUCAUUACUAAACAACUCCAAAAAUUUAUUGAAAAAAAUACGAAAAUUCGAGUGUGGAGGAAGUUUAUUAUUGGAAGCACCAAACUUGCUGGAAAUAAUUUCAAAUGUUGCCACGAAUAUCGAAACUUUCAUCGUGAGUGCCCCGAAUGAAGACGAGCAUUUAGAACCGGUGGAAGAGGAUAUUAUUCAAUUUAUUCAAGUGCAAAAUCGUUUGCGGAAACUUGAGUUUCGCGAAUGGUGUUUUGAAACUUGUGAUGUGGCAGAGAGCUUAUCGAUGCGACAUGCAACACUAAGAGAAUUAGAGUUUCACGAGUGUACAUUUUUUAGAAAUGACACAUUAAAAGGGUUACAAUUGUGUACUGGGCUAGAAAGUUUGAAAUUCAUUGACGUUGCCGGCGUGACAUCAAAUGUAUUGGAUACAAUAUCGAACACAAUAUUUCCAAACCUCAAACAUUUGACAUUCAGUCAACAUUACACAUGUAUUGAUGAGGAUGAAGAAUACCCAUCAGUGCAACUCGCAGAUAUUAUAGAAAACAAUUCCAAAUCUUUACAAUCACUUUGCCUAGCACAAAUACAAUUUAAGUGGUACACCGAGGUACUACCAAUGCUCGCACGAUGCAAAAAUCUACGAAAACUACAACUACAAAUUGAGGAAUACGAAGAAUUUCUUGUCUUCUAUGAUGUAUUGAAAGCAUGUCAGAAUUUACGCAGUCUCGAGUUACUCGGCGAAUGUUUACCCAGAGAACAACAGUGGCCUCUUAGGGACGGCAAUAAUAAAGUGUUCGUGGAGAUGGCACGAUACGUUCCAUCCAAUUUGGAAUAUUUGCUCAUUUCUUUGAGUUUUGUUUAUUCGCCUACGGAACUUGCAACGUUUCUAGAAUACUUAAAGCAUAUACCGCGACGUAUUAUUCUUGAAGUAGAGGAGAAAUUCGCGCCGUGGUAUCUUCAAACAAUGAUUAAGUGUGCGGAUAAUGUUGGUCGAAAAGUGGUGGAUAGUCGGAUUGAGGAGAGUCCUAGGUCAGCAAAACUCGAAAGGGUCUCUGUAAAGCUAGAUAACAGAAAUUAA
Molecule: messenger RNA, 1695 nt
Organism: Ambispora gerdemannii
Lineage: Eukaryota; Fungi; Glomeromycota; Glomeromycetes; Archaeosporales; Ambisporaceae
Source: the annotation of a GenBank genome assembly